Messenger RNA from Condylostylus longicornis, 4375 nucleotides. RefSeq names its product cyclic nucleotide-gated cation channel alpha-3. Bases 362 to 3730 code for a protein of 1122 amino acids. Gene Ontology annotation, biological process: monoatomic cation transmembrane transport. The transcript has 12 exons. The record is from RefSeq and is a predicted model, not a curated record. Gene Ontology annotation, molecular function: intracellularly cGMP-activated cation channel activity; intracellularly cAMP-activated cation channel activity; protein-containing complex binding. Lineage: Eukaryota; Metazoa; Arthropoda; Insecta; Diptera; Dolichopodidae. Gene Ontology annotation, cellular component: intracellular cyclic nucleotide activated cation channel complex; plasma membrane.
AGGUUAGUGUCAAAGAUCGAAUUUUUAUCCUCUUAAUAUGAGUUCGGUAUGUCAUAGCAUUACAAUUAACGCAAUUUUGGCAUAAAUAACAUUAUAAAAUUCAACGAAUAAAGGAUUUAAACCAAUUCAUAAAAUUAAAGGAAAUAAUCAUCAAAAUCAUCAUUACCAUCAUUAUCGUCAUAAUCAUCAACAUAAUCAGCGCCAUAUCAAUAAUAGUAAUAAUAAUCGAAAACAUCAACAACAUCAACACUCUAAAAAUCAUAAUAAUAUUAUUUCACUGCCAACAACAAAAAAAUCAAAUGAAAGAAAACAUUCAUCAUCUUCAUCAAAUAAUGCCGACAUUACAUCAAUUGAUGAUACAAUGAAUUUAUUGAAAUCGAUUGAUAACGAUACUGAAUCAAUAAAUAGUAAAGUAACAACACCAUCUUGUACAGCAUCAAUAACAACAACAUCAUCAUCGACAACAACAACAGCAACAACAACAGAAUCAUCAGAUACUGAUAUACCACCUCCAACUAUAACAACAAGUUCUAUAUUAGCAGCAACAGCUUUAACAACUGCCACAUUAUCCGCAACAAACGGAUUUAAUAAAUCAUUUUCUAUUAUUAAUACAAAUAUUAAUAACAAUAAUAAUAAUAAUAAUAGUAAUAAUAACAAUAAUAUUAAUUUAAAUACAUUAAAUAAUAAUAAUAUUAUUAAAACAAAAAAAUUAAAUACAAAUAAUAUAAAAAUAAAUAUUAAUAAUAAAUUUAAUACAAUAGGUAGAACAAAUUAUAAUUGUAAAGAGGAAAGUGAUCAUUUAACACAACUUUUAUUACAACCACGUUUAUCAUUAAAUGGUAAUUGUUCACCACCAAUUAUUAAUAGUACAACAGCAACAUUAAUUAAAAAACCAAUACCAAAAAAAAUUUUAACAACUGGUGCUAAUAAUUUAACAACAACAACAACAACAACAUUAAUAAAUACAAGUGGUAUUGGUUUUAAACAUUUAGAACCACCACCAAUUAGUUUACUUGGUGGUCAUCAUAAUGAUCGUAAUUUAUCUAGUUCAUUUCAACCAAUUAUUACAAGAACAUCAACAACAAAAAAAACAAAUAGUACAGAUGAAAUUCAUGGCAUUGCAACAACUGAAUUAUUAAUGAGAUCAAAUAAUUGUCAAAAUGAAAAUGUUGUUUUAAAUGUUGAUAAUUUAAGAAGAUUUUCAGCUGCAAGUGCAUGUAGUGGUCAAACUGGUAGUGGUGGUCAAAAAUUUAACGAUAUCGUAGGCCCUAAAUUUGGUAUGUCGCGACCUCAGUUUGGUCAAAGCGUUUCACAACAAGGUUUCUUUUCAUCGCAUGAUAGUUUAACAGCACCAUGUGUCCAAUCACGUGCCUCACAUCCACAUGUUUCGGUAACAGCAUCCGAAAUGGAUUUAUCAAGAAAACAACGUCGAAAAGAACGUAGUAAUCGUUUAAAACCGACAACAUCUGGUGAACAACCGUUAUUAGGUGGUUCAUGGAAUCGAUCUGGUGUUGUAAGAGGCUCACAAGAUAAUACAUUAAAUACAACACAUUCAAAUAAUUAUUUAAGUGGUGGUGCCAGCUGUAACGGUACCGAUAGACUGAGUCGACGUACUGGUGGUGGUGGUGGUGGUGGUGCUGGUGGAGCCAGUGGUGGUGGUACAAGUGGUGGUUGCCAACAAGGAACAAAUACUAGUAGAGUACAUACGGCACGUAAUAGUGCCAGUAGUUCAGCAACAAUUACACCAAAACUAUCAUUUGUAUUUGAUCCGGCCGGCCGAUUACAUUAUUAUUGGUCAAUGGUCGUUAGUUUAGCAUUUUUAUAUAAUUUUUGGGUUAUAAUAUAUCGUUUUGCAUUUCAAGAAAUUAAUGGUCAUACAAUAAUUGUAUGGUUUUGUUUAGAUUAUUUUUCGGAUUUCUUAUAUCUAAUUGAUAUAUUAUUUCAUUUUCGUACUGGUUAUUUAGAAGAUGGUGUAUUACAAACAGAUUCAACAAAAUUACGUCAACAUUAUAUGAAUUCAACAACAUUUUAUAUUGAUUGUUUAUGUUUAUUACCAUUAGAUUUUUUAUAUUUAUCAAUUGGUUUUAACUCAAUAUUAAGAUCAUUUCGAUUAGUUAAAAUAUAUCGUUUUUGGGCAUUUAUGGAUCGUACUGAACGUCAUACAAAUUAUCCAAAUUUAUUUCGUUCAACAUCUUUAAUACAUUAUUUACUUGUGAUAUUUCAUUGGAAUGGAUGUUUAUAUCAUAUUAUACAUAAAAAUAAUGGUUUCGGUUCUAGGAAUUGGGUUUAUCAUGAUUCAGAAUCGGCCGAUGUAGUUAAACAAUAUUUACAAAGUUUUUAUUGGUGUACAUUAGCUUUAACAACAAUUGGUGAUUUACCAAAGCCAAGAUCAAAAGGUGAAUAUGUAUUUGUGAUAUUGCAACUACUAUUUGGUUUAUUAUUAUUUGCAACAGUAUUAGGACAUGUUGCAAAUAUUGUAACAUCGGUUAGUGCAGCAAGAAAAGAAUUUCAAGCAAAACUUGACGGUGUUAAAACAUAUAUGAGAAUGCGACGAGUACCAAAUCACCUUCAAGUAAAAGUAAUUAAAUGGUUUGAUUAUUUGUGGUUAACACAAAAAUGCUCUGACGAAGAACGAGCUGUAUCCUGUCUUCCUGAUAAAUUAAAGGCUGAAAUAGCUAUUAACGUCCAUUUAGAUACACUUAAAAGAGUUGAAAUAUUUCAAAAUACUGAAGCUGGUUUCCUUUGUGAAUUGGUAUUACGAUUGAGACCAGUUUUAUUUUCACCUGGUGAUUAUAUUUGUCGUAAAGGUGAAGUUGGAAAAGAAAUGUAUAUUGUAAAUCGUGGACGAUUACAGGUUGUUGCAGAUAAUGGUAAAACAGUAAUGGCAUCAUUAAAAGCAGGUUCCUAUUUUGGAGAAAUUAGUAUACUCAACAUGGGAACAGCAGGUAAAGAACUUGGAAAUCGUCGAACAGCAAGCGUUCGCUCAGUUGGUUACAGUGAUUUAUUUGUUUUGAGUAAAAAGGAUAUGUGGGAUGUUCUCAAAGAAUAUCCAACAGCAAGAGUACGUUUAGAAUCAAUUGCUGUUAAACGUUUAGAAAAAUAUAAAAAAGCACCAUUAGAAAAAAUAACAUAUUUUAAUCCAGUUGCAAUGGGACGUUGUCAAUCAACACCUGGUUUAGUUGAAAGUGAAGGCCGUACAACCCUUGAAGAUAUGUGGUUACCACCACCAUCAUCAGCACCUCCAAUAGCUUAUAAUCAAACAUUAAAUUACAGUCGAGCACCUAGUCCUAGAUCACAGCACACUAUAAUUACUGAACGUCCACCAAGGACAUCUGAAUCGCCAGGCUCUAUGAGUCCAAGUGUACAUAGUUCACAAGAUGAACGACCAAGAAGUCGUGCAACAUCACAUCAAUCAAGGCCACAAUCUCAACCAUGUCGAGGUCAAAUUUGUGGUUCAAUAUCACAUAUUGAAUCAUGUGGUGGAGGUGCAACACCAUUACUUGGCUCCCAUGAAGCUUUAGAAGAUGAAAUAAAACGUUUACGUGAACGCCUCCAUACAGUUGAAUCUGAAAAUCAAGCAUUAAAUACAAAAUUAUCACAACAACAAUGGGAAUUAGAAAAUCGUUUAGCUGAAAUUGAAAUGCAAAUAUGUGGUGCAUCAUCAGCAUCAUCAAUUGAUCCAGAAAAUGAUACAGAAGAAUUGGAAAGAAAUCGUGAAAGUAUCAUAUAACACGGAAAAGAGCUGCCCUUUAUAUAUUAUUAUAAAACGUUUGACAUAUUAAAUAAUAAAAUUAACAACAAUAAUGAUAAUGACAAUUCAUAUUGGUUCAAUAACAGUAACAGCAGCAAUAAUAAAUUUUUUAAUAAAUAUCAUUAUUAUAAAAAUAAUAAUAAUAAAAAAAAUAAUAAUAAUCAAUUAUUAUAUAUAACUUGUAUUUCAUGACAAAUAGUCAAACGAAUGUCAAAAUUUAUUCUUACAAUGUGAAUUUAUUGAAAAUGGAAAGAAAAAUUAAAGAAAACGGGACAAAUAAAAAUGCAAAAUUAAAAUUUAAUAAUUCGUUAUUUGAAUUACAAAAACAAAUUUUUUAAAUGAAACCAACUCAAAUGUAAGUAUGCCAAAAUCCAACAAUGGAACUACAUUUUCAUUACGACAGAAAUUGUAAAAAUAAUUUUGACAAGAAAGUUAUCGUAUAUUUUGGGCAGCUUUAAAAGAACUAUAGAAACUAACGUUACAUUUAAUUUUUUUUUUUAUGUUAAAAACCUAAAAUUUAAAAUGCAAAAUAAAAAUUUAAUAUCGAAGUACUAAAAAAAAGCCAACUACUAUUAAAAUUAUCUACUAAUACUAUAACUACGUACUACCACUAAUGUUAUACUC